Cuscuta campestris is the source of this 1707-nucleotide messenger RNA. NCBI's taxonomy places the organism in Eukaryota, Viridiplantae, Streptophyta, Magnoliopsida, Solanales, Convolvulaceae. The record is from the annotation of a GenBank genome assembly.
GAAAGAGGGAAAGGAAACUCUAUCAGGCCAUUUCUUUUCUACUACUCCGUACUUGCAAAUUCUUUCUGCAGCUCCGACAGAAGAAGCUCAAUAAUUACCUUCCAGAGCUUAGCGGCGGAGUUUGAGACGAUGUCACCUUCCCUCGCCGCGGUUCCAGGCACGGUUAGGACAGAUUUGUUCAGCACAAAUGGGACAUUUGUAAUUGCCCCUGCAAGAAUCAACCUGAGAGGCAAGUGCAAAUUGAGUAAAAAGGGUUUCGGGUUUAGGGGAAUUUUUGCUUCCGGAGCUUCUGUUAUAAGCCAUUCUGAACCUGCUGCACAACCACCUCAAGGACCGGAAAUGCUGCCAUUUAAGCCAGAGGGGUACAACUUCUGGACGUGGAAAGGCCACAGAGUUCAUUACGUGGUGGAAGGAGAGGGGUUCCCGAUUGUUUUAGUUCAUGGGUUUGGCGCUUCUGCGUAUCACUGGAGGUAUAAUAUACCUGAACUGGCUAAAAAGUACAAGGUUUAUGCUCUGGAUUUGCUUGGUUUUGGAUGGAGUGAGAAGGCCCUCAUUGAGUACGAUACCUUGAUCUGGAGAGAUCAGCUUAUGGAUUUCUUGAAAGAGAUAGUCAAAGAGCCAGCAGUUUUUGUUGGAAACAGUCUAGGAGGAUUCACAACAUUGGUGGCAGCAGCAGCGUAUCCAGAGAAGGUUAAAGGAGUUGUAUUGUUAAACAGUGCAGGAAACUUUGCGGAUGCAAGUGCUACAGAUAAUGAGCAAGAAGACACAACCUUACAGAAAUUUGUCCUGAAUCCUGUGAAGGAGAUCAUUCAGCGCAUUGUUCUUGGAGUUUUGUUUUGGCAAGCCAAACAACCUGCUCGAAUUGAAUCUAUUCUCAAGAGUGUCUACAUAAAUUCAUCAAAUGUAGAUGAUUAUCUCAUUGAUUCAAUAUCAUGGCCUGCAGCUGACCCCAAUGCAGGAGAGGUGUAUUACAGGCUGAUGACACGAAUUAUGUCAAAGCAAAGAAAGUACACUCUCGAUGCGAUCUUGACCCAACUAUCUUGCCCACUGCUGUUACUGUGGGGGGAUUUGGACCCCUGGAUUAGUCCUGUGAAGGCCAGUCGAAUCAAGGAGUUUUACCCGAAUACUUCACUUGUUAACCUGCAGGCAGGGCAUUGUCCCCACGAUGAAGUUCCAGAGCUUGUGAAUAAAGAACUGUUGGAUUGGCUGUCAACCCUAAACCUCUGAUCCCUUCUCACUCUCCACAGAAAAUAAUCUCUAUUUAGCCCUCUCUGGACAGCUUAUAUCUUCAUUUUGAGGUUUGGGGUUCGCUGUAAACACAUUUUCGUUUUCUUUUAUUUGUUUUAGGUGAAAAGUUGUCUGUGCUAGUCUCCUCAGAGUUCUUGUAUCAAUUAUCCUUAUAUGGCCAUGUUUGAUUGGAGAUAACGGAAGAAAUGUAUAGCUUAUUUGUCCAUCCUCAAAGCUACUUCAAUGGGAGGAGAAUCAAAGGCCUAUGUAUAGAAUAUACAUAGCACUGUAACAUGUUCCCAAUGUUUUGUUGUGUAAAAUUGUUGGGGAAAAUUUUCGCUCUACCAAUGUAACACGCCUUCCCAAGUCCCAAUCUAAGAGGCACAUAUUCCAGAAGAAGGGAGAACCUCCUUGGAGAUUCUACACAUAUUAUACUCUUCCUGUUUGUCUUCUCCUUCCCAAUAGAGCUUUGAGCUCCAU